Molecule: messenger RNA, 2620 nt
Organism: Microstroma glucosiphilum
Lineage: Eukaryota; Fungi; Basidiomycota; Exobasidiomycetes; Microstromatales; Microstromataceae
Exons: 3
Coding region: 442-2211 (589 amino acids)
Biological process (GO): transmembrane transport; carbohydrate transport
Cellular component (GO): membrane
Molecular function (GO): carbohydrate:proton symporter activity
Source: RefSeq, a predicted model, not a curated record
CGGACGGACAGAGGGACUCAGGCACCGAUGACGGCAGGACACUGCAGUCCCUCCGUCACUCUGUCAGUCAGACAUGCGGACGAUGGAUAAUCAUGAGGGUCAGACCUCCGGCAAAGAGAGCCAAGAAACGCUGACACGGCGCAGAGACGAGGGCCGUACGUCAGUCGUCUCUGCGCGAGGCCCCUCUUCCCCACCUCGCCCCCCUGCCUUUCCCCAUACCCCGCCUCAUCGCCGCCGUCGUCUCCUCCUUUCCCUCCUUUCACUCACUCCCCCCAUCCUCCUCUCUCAAGAACACUGAAGGAGCAGCAACCACAUCUCGGUAUCCUACGCAUUUCAGCGCAAGCCUCUCCUCGACCAUCCUCUUCCAGCCCAUCUUGCGAGACUUGCCUCACUACUUCUUAGCCCAACUCACUGCCACAAGCACCUCUCUCUCUACCCACAAUGGUGUUCCAGCUACCCGUCCUCACUGGCAAUGCCAUUCGAGGAAAGACUCUCACUGCAGCCGUUGCCAUGAUCGCCUCGACUGGCUUCCUGCUCUUUGGUUACGAUCAAGGAGUCAUGAGCGGUCUCAUCAACACCACUCAGUUCUACGACACUUUCCCCACCAUCACCGAGCUCACCGAUCCUACCACAGGUGAUUCUCUCAACCCUCGCUUCCAAUCGGCAGUACAAGGCGCCGUUGUUGCCAUCUAUGAGAUCGGCGCCCUGCUUGGAUCCCUCAUCAUUCUAUGGAAGGGAGAUGCCAUGGGCCGUAGGACAUCGAUCGCCAUUGGAGCCACCAUCAUGACUGUCGGCGCUGUGAUCAUGACUGCAUCUUUCGGCCUUGCCCAGUUCACAGUGGGACGCAUCAUCACAGGUAUCGGCAACGGAAUGAACACCUCUACCAUUCCCAUGUGGCAGUCCGAGCUCUCGAAGGCCCACAACCGUGGAAUGCUGGUCUUGGUCGAGGGAGCAUUGAUUGCAGGCGGUAUCAUGUUGUCCUACUGGAUCGACUAUGGCUUCUACCAGAUCAAAGACUCCUCGGUAUCUUGGCGAUUCCCGCUCGCCUUCCAGUGCGUCUUUGCGAUGACGCUCCUGCUCGGUGUCCUCUGUCUACCCGAGUCUCCUCGAUGGCUGGUCAAGAAGGGCCAUUCAGAGCAAGCCGCCAAGAUCUUGGCCCAGGCCGAUGACACCACCGUAGACGACCCUGCCAUCAAGUCCAACCUCCGUCAACUCGAGGAGUCCAUCUUCGCCUCGGAGCAGCUCAUGGGUGACUUCUCGUACAAGGAGCUCCUCACCAAUGGUCCAGAGCAGAACUUCUACCGAACCUGCAUCGCAUUCACCGCUCAAGCAUUCCAGCAGCUGAGUGGCAUCAACUUGAUUACAUACUAUGCAACGACGGUCUUUCUGUCCAUCCAACCGAAUGACAACAUCGCUCGAUUGCUCACCUGCGGCAAUGGCACCGAGUACUUUGUGGCAUCCGUUGUGGCCCUCUUCUUGAUCGACACACUGGGCAGGAGGAAGCUCAUGAUGGGUACUGCCUUCCUGAUGAGCGCUUCGAUGGCAGUGUUGACAGGAACCGUCUACAAGGUCGAGAACUCGCCAAUUGGCAGUGGCGGUGCAUCGGCCAUUGUUGCUGCCAUCUUCCUCUACCUCUUCAACACUUGGUUUGCACUUGGCUGGCUGGGCAUGACUUGGCUCUACCCGCCCGAGAUCACGCCCAUCAGAAUCCGUGCUCCGGCGUCUGCCAUUGCCACCUCGAGCAACUGGAUCUUCAACUUCUUGAUUGUCAUGAUCACCCCUCCUGCAUUCAGCUCCAUUGCCUACCAGACGUACAUUAUCUUUGCCGUCCUCAACAUGGCCUUCAUCCCCGUCAUCUGGGCCUUCUUCCCUGAGACGAAGCGACGUGGUCUGGAGGAGAUGGACUUGAUCUUUGCCGAGGCCAACGAUCAGGGCUUCUGGAGUGCCAAGUAUUUCAUGACGCAUGCUUGCCGCCUGUCUAUCACCAAGCCGCACAUGACGUCCGAAGAGCUGGACGAGGAGCUGGUCAGGCGCUUCGGCAAGGACGCUUCUACCGGCGCUCAGCAGCCCGUUGGCGAAAAUGCUCCCGACAAGAUGGAGUCUGUCCUUGAGAAGAGGGCGGCAGAGGGAGCUGCCGAAGACAACAAGACGACGAGUGUCGGACACGAUGGCGCUGCUAGCACUCGCUCAGGCUCUGCCGCAUCUCAGUGAUGCGGACGUCUAGUUGAGAUAUGCUAGGCCACAACCUUCCCGAGCAGAGAUCAUCCGGACCAGCAGCAGCGAUUUACUCACCAUACCUUUUGUACCGAAACUAUAGACUCGGACGUGCUUGCUCUCUUGCAGACCCUGACUGCUUGUAGACGAUGCCUCCUACUGCCUCUGCGUUGAUUGCUACCUUCGAAGAUGGCUUCCUUUCGUCACGAAGAAUCUAGCAUGAGCACAUCUAUGGCACUUUUAUGCAUGUUUCACUUUCUUUUUCCCCCUCUGUGCGUCUCGGUCAUGUCUUUGAUCAUAGCGGUGUGUCGGUUCAACAGACGUUUGUCUCGUCUCGUGUACACCUUCACAUGUCCGCACAUGUUGAUACAAGCAAUACACUUCACAGAUUCAAAGCCCUUGGGUG